Molecule: messenger RNA, 4541 nt
Organism: Limulus polyphemus (Atlantic horseshoe crab)
Lineage: Eukaryota; Metazoa; Arthropoda; Merostomata; Xiphosura; Limulidae
Gene: Phax
Product: phosphorylated adapter RNA export protein-like
Exons: 5
Coding region: 134-1216 (360 amino acids)
Biological process (GO): snRNA export from nucleus
Cellular component (GO): nucleus
Source: RefSeq, a predicted model, not a curated record
UUCUGAGUUCCCGCUUUGAAAUCACCGCGAGGUUUUGAGUUAACUCAGUGUUGUGUGCUUAUUAUUUUAUAAUUAUAGUAUACUAAAGGUUUCUGUAUGAGACAUUUGUACCAUAUUCUUGAAGUCAUCUACCAUGGAUAUAUCAACAAACUAUGAACAACAUAAGGACAUCACCUAUAGAGAAACAAAAAGUAAGCUUUCUUCCAGUUCUAGUGAAUCUGAUGAGGAUGAUGAUAAUUUAUCAUGGAAAAGAAGGGCUAUCUCUCGGAAGUCCAAAUCUGGUAAUGAACCUAGUAUGGAAGCAGUUCCUUCACGUAUACCUACUCAUCCUUUACAAGAAGAGUUUUGUGUCCUUACUGAAGACCGGUUAUCUCGAAAAAGAAAGCCAAAUACCAUCUGGGCUGGUAUUUUACAAGAACAGAGUUUAACAGAAAACUUAGGCCAUUGCGAUAUUGAACACAAAGACCUGAAUGGAUGGGAUAGAGCUUGCGAGACUUAUGAUUUCACACGGAGAGAGCUGGAUCUACGGCCUGAUCCAGAAGAAAUAGAUAUGUUUACUGACAGUUUAGAACAAUAUGACAUUGAGAAGGAACAAUCAAAAGAAAAAAGCAAUGUUAAAGAGUGCUUAGGUCCAUCAAUAUCCAAGGAUUUGAUUACCUCAAGUGCUGAUAAAAUAAAUCAAAGAAUUGGCAUGGACAUUGCUAGGAAACUGAAUGAAACCAAACAUGAUUUAAUUGUUCGAGUGGUUAAAAUCCUAGGAGUAGAAAAAGCUGAAGAAUUAUAUAACAAGACAGAAAACGUUGAAGAAUCGGGAGGCAUGUUGAUUUUAAAUGGACAGAGACGUCGCACACCUGGAGGUGUGUUUUUGCAGUUACUGAAAAAUGACAAUGAUAUUACCAAGAAGCAAAAAGAUGAAAUAUUCAUAGAUGACAGAAGAGAAAAAGAAAUAAAAAAAAGGGAAAUAAAAAGAGCACAAAGAAGAAGGAGAGCAGAAAAACUUAAAACUGCACGUGAAAAAAUGGAAAUUGAGAAUAGCUUACAAGAGUUAAAACCUCUUCCAUGUGUGGAGGAGCUAGCUGUGAAGAGGUCAAAUUUGGAUUGUUUUGACACAGAAAUUAAAACUGGAAUCAAGAGUGAUUUACAGUCAGCAGUGAAAGAAGAACCACACAUAGAAAUCAAAGAAGAAGAGCUAGAAGAAGGAGAAAUCAUUGACUGAGCUAUUGUGUGUAAAAUCCAAAUUGAGAUUCAGAGUACUGGUGUGGUACCAGCAUAUUUUAGUUUAUGAUGACUGUUAGUAUGAAAAUUAACAUGACGUGGUAGAAGGAAGGAUAUCCUAAAAGUUGAAACAUAUACUUUUGAUUUUAAAGGUUAAUAUUACUAAAGGAAAAGUAGCUGAUUAAACAACAGUAUUAAAACUGCCACUUCAAACAAAAAAUGGUGAAAGAAGAAAAUAAGAUGUCUUGUGUUAUGCAAAGCUCAAUGAUUUUGCAUUUGGAAGUGUUUAGUAUCCUUGUCAUGCUUCAUGAAAGAGAACUGUUCAGAGCAGUAAGGUCAUUUUCAGGAAUUUGGUAUUUACUCUUGAGUACGUAUUUUAGGUUUUGCCUUUAUUAGGGCUACAAAUAUAAAAGUUGCUUCAUACUUUUAGAUUGUAUGUUAAGAAGUAUGGUACUUUCAUGUUGUAAAUUUUAAUUAAAUUAAUACUGAUCUUUACUAAAAUAACCUAAAAUUAAAAAUGUGCUAAGACUGGGAUACAUUUUUCAACCAGUAAUCUUUGUUUUUAGUUUUUUUCCCCACUAUGGCAUAAACCUAAUUUGGUAUCAGACAUUAUCUAUGCUGUUGCAGUACCUGUGUGUUAGUUUUUUGUAGCAGUUAAGUUCUAAUUAAAUAUUCACAGCUCAAAUGAUUGUUUGUUGAACAAAAUAAUCUUGAACUGUAUAUGUAGCAGUUUCUAAUAAUAAUAUAAAAGGAGCUAUGAAAUCUUGUACACCUACUGAGAAUUAAAGCAAUGAAAGAAAUGCAAUGUGUAAAUAAAGUUAUGAGCAUCUUUUUUUACAUAAAUAUAACUACACACAUGUAAAACACCAAAUAAUGUUAUCAAAUUCCAAAACUCAAAUUUAGUUUCUAGUAUUAAGGAUUUAUAAGUUAGAAAAUCUUUUCACACAAUAUUAAUUAAUUGAAAUUUCUAACAAAGACAUUGAAGUCUUAGCCAGAAAAUAUUUUGUAUUGAUAAUUCAGCAUUUCAUCUUAUCAGCUAUUAGUCUACCCAAUUAUAUAUACUUUAAGAUUUUUUAGGUAAUGAUGAUUUAAAGUUUGAGAAAAUAGGCCAUGAAGUUGAGCAUUCUGGGAGGAAGUCUUUGUAAGUGGAUCAAAAAUUGACAUUUAUUUUUAACUGGUUCACUGCUGUGAAUGUAUUUCUUUUCCUAUUUGAUGUAAAAAUUGUAAGUGGGUAUUAAUAGAAAAUAUGAACCUCUGUUUUACAGAAGGUGCAUGGGUUUGACCAUUGGAAUGACCUUCUAUUGGAGAAGGAUCGUUGAUUACAAUUUUGAAUUUACUGUGUGUAUCUAUAUGACAUACAAGCUUUUAGUAAAAAUAUACAUAAAAAAUCAAAUGUGUUACAAAAGUAUUUGUACUCAAGAUAUGUCUGUGAACUGACAAUAUCAGUCUGAGAAGACGGAGUACAAGAUGUCCAGGUAAAGAAUGAAAAUACUUUUGUCCAUCAUACAGUUUGCAUAUUGCAGUCAUAUAGCCUCUAAAACCUCCAAAAUGCAUAACUAGUUUUUCGGUAUCUCUGUGUAUUGUAUCUGGUACUUAAUCUUCUGUACUACAAACUGUUGAUAAAUCAGUAAUGGUAAAAUGAAUAGUUGAUAACUCUGAAAUGAAAUACAUAAUAUAUUGUUCAAUGACAUUGUGUAGAAGGUCAUAACAGUACAAUUUGACCCUACCCAUGCUUAUAGGGUUAACAGGAUGAAAUCUGUUAUGAUACUCUACAUAAAGGUACAUUUAUAACUUGCUUGUAAGAUUAAAUUUUAAUCAUAGUAUGCAGGGUUUAAACAUGUUUCAGUAUAUAUGUUUGUAUAACAAUGACACAGUUUAUAAUGCAAAAUAUAGUUGAAAACUUAAGAUAUUCAAUGGUCUUUGUAUAGGUUUACUAUUACUAUGCAAAGUGAAUGGUUAACCAUCAUAUAAUAUUCAAAAUGUAUUUAUUAUUAACUUUUGUGUAAUAUAUAUAUAUAUAAUAAUAGUCUAUAGAUAAGCAGUGAGUUUAUAAAUGCUUAUCUUUAUAAUUUUGUGAGAUUCAAAAUAUAAAAUAUAAUUACCUAGUAAAUUCAAUAUACAAAUUUCAUUGAAUUUGACUGUUGAGAAAAAGUGGGAGGUUGAUUCAUUUUAGAAGAAGUCCAAAUUUAAUGUAAUAGAAAAGGUAAAAUAUUACCAUUAAUAACUGCAUUUAAUAGGUGAUGUUUUAGCUUACUGCCCUAUUUUUCAUAUCUAACAACAGCUGCAAAUCUAAAUCUUAAAUUAUUAUGUAGUAAAUAUUAAGAGUAUUUAAAUUUUUCUGUUUGUGCUGAUUCAGUUCACUGAAUCAUAAGCAGGUGAGGAAUAGGUAUUAACAUGUUCAUAAAAUAUGGGAAAUCCCAGAAACACUGGCUGGAAUCCCAUUUUGUGAUACCUUUCAUUACAAAUACUUUUGUUUUAGUUUUCUUUUCUUUUUUUUUUCAAGUGUAAAAUACAUAGGAAUAAAAAGGAUUGUUAUCUCAGAAGGUGGAAUAUAGAAAAUGGUACCUACAGAAUCCCAUUCUGAUAAAGUUUGGCUGAUAAGUGACUCCCAAAGGUUUUUGGCAUCCCGUGUACAAGAUGUUCUAAAAAAAAAGUGGGGGUAUUUAAACUCAAACAUGAUAAUGAUGAGUUUUUUAACUAGGUUGGAAUGGACUCGAAAGCAGUACUUACAUCAUGUGCAUGCAACCCAACUGACUUGAGACUAGAGCCUGAAGUGCAGUAUAUUUUACAACAAAGUAAUAUGAUGUGUAAUAUUCAGUAAAAGGCAUUAUGAUAAGUCAAAACAUAAAAUGAUCUUCACAAAAUGAUUUGGUCAUACGGUGUUUUGACACUAAGAUUCUUACCAGUAAGCUAUACCAGACCUUACUGUCUUGCUUUCACCUCUGUAGAUUAUAAAUUUGGCAGAAAAAAUAAAUAUUUUAACAUAAAAAGAAUAAGCCGUAUAAAAAUUAGUGGAGCUAUGAAGAUUUUUUGGCACUAGUAUUUUAGUUUUUGUUAAGUGAUUUCCUCUCUGAAUUCCUACAACAUUCAAAUACAAAGUUUGGCACUUUUGUAUAUGUUUUGUUUUUCACUCUGAUUAUUUUGCAGUUUAAUUUCAGUUUUUGAAUUAUUUGAAGUAGAUAAUAGCGGUGUCUUAGACUGAAAUUAAGUUUAUUUAUAGUGCUUGUGCAAAAUUGUUUUCUGUAGAUUACCUGAGAUAAUCAUUUUGUGCACAUGUUUUGAACUGUAAAUAUUUAUGGUAAUGUUAAUAAACUGGUUUAACAGAA